Messenger RNA from Adineta ricciae, 309 nucleotides. The record is from the annotation of a GenBank genome assembly. Lineage: Eukaryota; Metazoa; Rotifera; Eurotatoria; Adinetida; Adinetidae.
AUGGCACUACAGUCCGGUUCACCGAGCGUUCGUGAUGAUUAUCGUUGUCACACGUGUCGACAACAAAAUGUUUUUCGCUGUGAACAUGACACUCGGUAUCGUGAUCAAUUCUUAGAUAAUUUCGGUGAAGAAAAUCAUUCCACAUCGGCGAAAACGUCUCUAGAUGCCUACAAUGCAGCAAAUCAAGAUCGUAUGAAUGAUCGACAAAGAUCUUCUCAGGCAAUAUCAAUAGCCUCCCAUCCCAUUGGCGUCAGACCGAUAAACACCCGAAAAACGGAAACAAAAAAGAAGUGCUGCACUAUCUUAUAG